UGUGCGUACGCGGUCGUGAUUGUUGUGAAGAUGGCGGAGGGGGAGACGGAGAGGGAAUAUGACACACGGAAAGCGAUCGACGAGCUCCGCGGCCGCUUCCACGGCUUGACCACGGCACUGAGGGAGAGCUCGCAGUCUCCGCUGGAAGCCUCGCUGCAUUUCUGCCAGGACUUUUGCCAGGUCCUGGUGGAACAUGCCAGCCGUUGGAAAACUGAUGAGGAUCCGCUGCCUUUGCUGGAGGUUUACAUGGUGGCCGUCCUCAGCUUCGCCAACGCCGCCUCCUGUCUCUCCUCCGAAUGUGAAAAUGUGCCACUCCUACUUGAAAAGUUAGCAUUGAGCUGUGCGGAGCUGGUGCUCCUACUGCCCCAGAACAUCCCUGGUGCCUUAUGGGAGGAGUUUCAGUCCUCUAUGAAGUUGGCACACAGCCUUUUGCAAGAAAGUGGGAGUGCACAGCUUCGCCCGCUUUUUGCUCUGGCACAGCAAGAUGGCAUCUGGUCCAACACCACACUCAGCAGCAUCUUGUCCAACACCACCCUUCAAACUGAGCAAGUUCACGAGUAUCUCGAGUUGGAAGGUCCCACUCUUCUCAGCAUGCGUAUAAAGCACCUUAUCAAAAUAGACAGUGUUGAUAAAGCUGCCACCCUUGCAAAGACCUGCUCAGAGUACCCAGGAUAUGAAGGACAGGGGAACUUCAAGCAAACCUACUUGCUCUGCAUUUGCAUGACCAAAAGUCAGGACCAGCUCAUGGAAGAGAUAUCAUCAAUGGACUGCAAAGAUGCUCUUGAAAUGAUCUGUAACUUGGAGUCGGAAGGAGAUGAGAAAGGCGCACUCUGCUUAUGCUCUGCCUUUCUCAAGCGACAGCUUCUCCAGGGAGAUGUUUAUUGUGCCUGGGAACUGACGCUAUUCUGGAGUAAGCUACUCAUGCGUUUAGAGUCGUCUGCGGACUCAUUCCUCAGCCACAGCAAAGAGCUGGCUCUUCUCUGUAGAAGUGUCUGUCACAUUCUAUUCCUCAUCAAAGUCAUCCAGAAUGAGGUUGGAGAGGUGGGGCUUCCAGUUUGUGUGGAAAUGUGCAUUCAAGCUCUGAAAAUGACCUCAAGUGACCAUAAGGAUAGCAAGUCCACGAUCUGCAAGACUAUUUCCUGUCUCUUGCCAACUGAUCUUGAAGUGAAGCGUGCAUGCCAGCUGACUGAAUUCCUCCUCCAACCUACUGUUGACUCUUACUAUGCCGUUGAGUCGCUGUACAACGAACCGGAUCAAAAACCCGAAGAGGACGGAAGUCUACCGGUGCCCAAUUCCUUACGCUGUGAGUUACUGCUGGCCUUGAAGACACAGUGGCCUUUUGAUCCAGAGUUCUGGGACUGGAAAACACUGAAAUGCAAUUGCUUGGCACUGAUGGGAGAGGAAGCAGCUAUAGUGUCAUCUAUUGAUACACUUAAUGACACGGAUGAGCAAGAAGUGGAAGGUACAGUUGGAAAACACCCGGAGCACAGAGACUUGGAGGACUUUUUCUUAACCACUACGAAUGAACUCAAUGAAAUCACAGAUGAAAAAGAAAAAAACAGAGAGGCAAAGAAACUCAGAGAGCAAGGAUUUGUGUCGGCGCGCUUCAGAAACUGGCGAGCAUACAUGCAGUAUUGUGUUCUGUGUGACAAGGAGUUCUUGGGUCACAGGAUAGUUCGGCACGCUCAGAAGCAUUUUAAAGAUGGAGUGUAUCUAUGUCCUAUUUGUGCAGACAGUUUCGAAAGUAGGGAGGUUUUAGAGCCACAUGUAGCGUCCCAUGUCAAACAGUCUUGUAAAGAACGUCUAGCCGCCAUGAAAACUGCUAGAAAGGGGGGGUUAAAACCACCUCAAUCCCCCAAAAGCCCCCCGAAAAGUAUAAGAGUGGUUUCAGUCAACAAUGACUGUCAAAUUGGCCUCCCAUCAGAGAAGGUAGAACAAACGACAUCUGAUGUACAAAUGAGUCAAGACUGUUUCUGUCCGGUCAAAAAUUGCUCCAAGGCUUUCAAAGUUUUCCGCAACCUCAUGGCUCAUGUCAGGUCGCACAAAGACGACGAAGAAGCCAUGAGGUUUUUGCAGAUACAAAAACAGAAAGUGGUGUGCCAGUAUUGCAGGCGUCAGUUUGUUAACGUCCAACAUCUCAACGACCAUUUGCAGAUGCACUGCGGCAGCAAACCAUACAUUUGUAUACAACUCGAUUGCAAGGCAAACUUUAAUUCCAAUUCGGAACUCCUCAUGCAUCGGAAAACACAUACAGACUUUAAGGCCCGGUGCAUGUUUCCAAAUUGCGGGCAGAUUUUCAGUGAGGCCUACCUUUUGUAUGACCAUGAGGCUCAACAUUACCUAACAUACACAUGCCCGACAGAUAACUGCGGUAAAGUAUUCUACUCGCAGACUCAGUUCUUAUCUCACCAACAGAUUCACAAUACAAGUAAUGCUGUUGUCAUGUCAAAUGAAAGUUCUCCUGUCAUUCCAAACGUUAAGCCACCGCAGGAGAGUGUGCUGUGCAAGCCAGACACAAAUCCUGCUGCUGUUUGCCUUGACACCAAUAAUUCUGAUGCUUGUAUGAAUGAAGCAUCAAAGGCAAACAUUUCACCAUGCAGUUCCCCUGGGGCUGUUAGGGAGCUCAUUCCUGUUAGAGUGAAACAUUCGAUUGAAAACAUGCUCAAUUCUGUGGCGCAUAUUGAAUUGAGAGAUCCACAGAAAUACUACACUCCACUGACAAACCCUACUUCAGCACCAGCUGCACCAGAGGUGCCACAUGCACACCAGGCUAUGGCAGAGCAAGCCAAAAUCCCCCCAAUUUAUCCCAAACCCAGUGUUACAAAUCUUGUGGCAAAUCAGCAGGGAGAAGGGCAAACUAACCAAGUUAGCAACUGUCAGAAAGUGACACCACAAAUGAUUUCUCCCAGCCAAAUCAAGAUGGAAAUCCCUUCGGCACCUGGAUAUCCCCCCGGAAUGCCUGUUGUUUCGAGUAAUGAAGAAAACCUCCACUCUUGUCCCCAUAAUGAGUGCACAAGGGCUUACAGUACAAACAAAAGCUUAUCUCGGCACGUGAAGAAGCAACACCCUGAAAUCUUUGAGGAUUGGAAAUUGGCCAAGAAGUACAAUAAAGUGGCCAAAAUUACAGCAAAAAAGGCACCAGCUGGAGUCGCUGUGCCCAGUCAGCAUCCCAACGCAAAUAUCAAGCCAACAAAUCAGCAAGGACCACUAUGCAACAAACCAGGCAUGGAGCAAAUAGAUUACCUAGUAGGAUGUUCAACUUCACCUACCCAGUGUUAUCCCAGCUCAAUGGAUCCUGUGCCCAUCACUCCAAUGGUUAACCCCACCCUGUACCCAUCCUGGAGUAGCUCAAACACUACCGGUGAAAUCAUGCAGCCUGACAUGUCGCAGCCGUGGCCUGCACCUUCAGUGAACAGCUGCUAUCCAGAUUCCUUCAACGUGAAUGAGUACCCCUCCCGUAGCUAUCCGCAGUGGCAGCCAGAUCCUUAUCACAGCACACAACCCCCUCUCCCAGCCGAAAGAGAGCAAUCAAUGAUAGCUUUACAUGGCCCCACUAGGUCUCCUUCAGAUUCAAGUUUGAUGUCCCAAUACUUGUCCAGCUCAUUAAUGCUUGACAAUGGAGGGCAAAUGCACAAUGGAGGGAAUCAGUACGGACUAAUGCCUCCCGAAGGCAGUGGAGGUCCUAUGGAUGUGAGGAAAAACACCCAAUCAAACCUGGUAGGACAGGUGGAUAAUGGGAACAGCAUGUCAACAAUUCACAGUCAACCCGAAGGAAGCUACCACACUCCAUAUGCUCAGAGUGAGAACUCAACCUCUCAGAGCUCACCAGUUAAUAUGCCUAUGAAAUGUUUGAGCCCAGAAGCCCACGUGACACCAAAACCAGCAACAGAAUUAAUUAAAACAGAAAACAUAGCCGCCCCUGCUUAUGACCAGAUGGACAACGCUGUGGACGGAAUGCUAAGCCCACAUAGUGUCACCCAGACUGACUUUCAUUACGAAGGAGACUGCACUAAUGCAGAAUGUGACGUCGCUGACGAUAAAGAUGACGGUGAUGCGCAAAAAGGAAAACGCAGCAAGCUGAGCAAGCGCACCAAAUGGCCGGCCAUCAUUAAGGACGGCAAGGUCAUCUGCCGGAGAUGCUUCAGAGAGUUUUCAAGCACAAAAUCCCUGGGAGGCCACCUGUCUAAGCGCUCGCAAUGCAGGCCAUUAGAUGAAAUUGACCUGACUGCUGAUCUGCCAACAUCAUUUCUUGAUUUUCUCAAUGACCCGCAUGUACCAGAAACUAAUGGGGCCAUGUUUAACAUGUCCAACGGCGAUUUUUCACAGGACCCGUGUAGCUUGACCGCCCUUAACUCUUCCAUGGUGCUGAAACAAGAACCCCAAAACACAAACAUAACUGACUACUCCAGCGUGUCUGCUGCUACCCCUGAAAACCAGCAAAUGAAAUCAGUCGGGCUGGCGAACACUGCUGUUUCUGCUCCUCAUCAAGAGGAUCACUUGAUGGAAAUAUCCAAUGCCUUUCAAAGGCUGGAUUUGAUUGAAGCUGCCCAAGAGAAGAUGCGGAGUACUUUGUCCCUUGAGCCAAAUCCCCCCCGUUGUGAUAUGAAGUCAGACAUUAAAAAAUGCAAACCCACACCGAGCAAAAAAGAUGACAAGGUGUUGCCAAAGGUAUCCAAGCCUUUUAAAUGUGACCAGGCUGACUGCGACUUCUCAUUCAUGACAAAAGAAGCGCUAUUCAAACAUUUAAGUAAAAUGCACGAUUACUCUAAUGACAUGAUUGAAGAACUCAAAAGAACCCCAUCCAAACUGUCCCCGUACACUUGUCAGAUUUGCUCCAAAACAUUUACAAGAACGACAGGCCUGAGAAUUCACUACGAGAAAGUUCACCGAUUGUCAAAGGCUGAAAUACAGAGGCUCAAAAUGGGCGCUCGAAAUAGGCGGGCACCCCGACAGAACGACCUUUCGUCCACUAGCGAUGCGGCAGCUGAGGCGAGCAAUGUAAACAAAUCCCCAACUAGCAUUACGUCAAUUAAACAAGAGCCCUUUGACGUUGCAAUCGUACCUCAAACUGAUAGCACAAACAAUUCUGACGUUCCUCAAGUGGCGUCACCAGGAAAUCCUGUAAACAUGGGUUACCCACAAGCAGAACCGACUGUCACCUGUUUUCCAGUGGAUGAAAGCUAUCAAAAUAUUACUGUUUCAACCAAUGACAGGCCAUCAGUUGAGUGUAUGCAGGCAGUUCCUGAAAGGUCCCCAGAGCAGCUAACAGUGGGUACUGUUGUAAGUGUGGAUAUCUCAGAGCAAUUAGGUCUAAUGGAGAAAGGAGAGCAGCCUCUAGGCUGCAAAAUGAAAGCGCCAAAGUUCAGCCCCCCUCCUGGCUGUGCUUCAGCCUCCCCAGAAAAACCAAGCAGCUCCAAAAGUGCACCCAUUCAAGAUGAAACCCAGAAGAAGCUUAAAAAAAGACUGGGGCUCAAAAUGUGCGACGCUGACAAUGCCUUCAAUCCCUACAGACCGUACCGCUGUGUUCAUGAAGGAUGCACUGCUGCUUUCACCAUCCAGCACAAUUUAAUCCUCCAUUACCGGGCCAUGCAUCAGUCGUCCCUGCCCCCAGGCAAAGCUGAGAGCACUCCUGAGACUAUGAGCGUUCCAAAUGGUCAGGAGAGCUACGAGAGACUGGACGAUCAAGAAAUCAGGUGUCAAGUGAAGAACUGUUCGCGAGUGUUCAUGGGAAUCACAAGGUUAGUGCAGCAUUACCUCUUGCUUCACAAAUUCACCCGGGACAAAGCCACCUCCAUGAUGGCCAGUAUGCCCAUUGGGACUUUCAACUGCGACCGGCCGGAGUGCGCACUCCCCUUCAGCUCCGUGCCCACGUACAUUGAGCACAUAAAGAACUUCCACAAGGAAAUCGCCAUCUCCGAGAGUGGCUCGGUGGAUACCACGUGCAGGUGCGAGUACGAGGGCUGCGACCGCAUUUACUCCACAAAAUCCAAUCUUCUUCGCCACCUGAUAAAGAAGCACGAUUAUGUUUAUAAUCCCAAAGCGACUGACAGAAGAAGGAUGAAAGCAGUGGGAUUGUUUCCAGGAGUCAACAACGGAAAGGAAAACGUGGAGAACAAAUUUAAAAUGAAGAAGAAAAUUCUAAAGAAGAAAGAUGGGAAGACCAUUGAACAUUGGAGCAAUUUUGGGAAACCAACGCUAAAAACCCAUGAUGAAGCAUCGGCCAUGUGCACUAAGAAGUGGUCAUUACAGUACCCGUGCAUGCUAAUCGGCUGUGAUGCAGUCGAGCGAGCUGAAAAGAGCAUAUUUAAACAUUAUGUGACCCACGGCCUCACUGAGCGAUACAUCGAAGACCAGCGGAGCCAGUUUAUUUUCUGCAAAAAGUAUUCUCGAUCCAGAUACAAAGAUUCUGACAAAUCUGAGGGUGUGUGCACGUCGUCUGAGGAGACAGAACCUGAAGAGAGUGAAAAACCUACUGACCAAAAGACUGAUGCAGAUGUUGUAGAAAGAUUAUCCCAAGAGGACAGCAAGCUUUCCAAUGACGAAAGCGCAGAGUCUCAAGUAUCCACUGUGACGGAAGGUGGAGCUAAAAGAGGGCGUCCCAGAAAACCUACCAUUCCCACACCAGCUUGUCCUGAGAGGAUGCAGACCCUUAGGAAUCGUACGACUGUUAGCAGCUCAGCAGAAAACUCAAAUCCUAGUACUCCUGUAGCCACAGAACAACGAGAUGAGGCUGUGAUGCCGGGAUCUUUUAAACCUUUGGGACUGGAGGACUCUUUCCUCAAGUUCUUGGAAACCUCAGAGUCAACACACUCCUCCAAACGCAAAUCCAACGAUACACCUGCUGACGAGCUGCCGUCUAAGAGACGACAAACUCUGAAACUGAGGUCAGCAAUGAGGACGAGGACAGGUUGUGAAAAACUGGUAGAUUUUAGAAACCCACAGAAUCUCAAAUCGGUGAGCAAUGUGAAGAUUGUCAUGGAUAAAACGUUUUCACGUGGUGCUGAUCUGUUGCUUAAGCAGCUACAAGACAUGAAGCCCAUGGUCAUAAUAAAAAGGUGGCUUUACAGUGGCUCGUAGCCCCGUAUUAUAUUUCCAACUCCUCACUCUCACUCAGGAUUUGAGAAGUAUGCUGCAGAACGGUUUGACAAUGCAUCCGAGUUCCAACUGUUAACAGUCCUGGUCACAGUUAACUAUGAAAUGGCCUAUUUUAUACACCAUAAAAUGUCUUUGACGAUUUUAAGUAUGUAUGUUAGUCCUAAUAACCAGGUAAUCCAUAGGGCAUAGAUUUUAGAUUCAUGUUUGUAUUUAUGCUUAGUACUGAAGAUGUUUUUUUUUCUUUUGCUAAAUGGAUACUUUUAAAGAAAAACUAUGUUUUUUAUAUAUCCCUAUGGGAUUUAAAGUUUUGUUUGUAUUUAUUUCAUCCUUUUUCAACACUAGUAGACCUAUCUGUAAUAUUUACAUGUCUUCCACAAAGUGUUCAAUAAAAUGUUACUGUUUCUUUUGUAAAAAUA
Messenger RNA from Doryrhamphus excisus (bluestripe pipefish), 7511 nucleotides. RefSeq names its product zinc finger protein 292a (gene znf292a). Gene Ontology annotation, biological process: regulation of transcription by RNA polymerase II. Gene Ontology annotation, cellular component: nucleus. Gene Ontology annotation, molecular function: DNA binding; DNA-binding transcription factor activity, RNA polymerase II-specific. The record is from RefSeq and is a predicted model, not a curated record. NCBI's taxonomy places the organism in Eukaryota, Metazoa, Chordata, Actinopteri, Syngnathiformes, Syngnathidae.